This is a messenger RNA of Pistacia vera, 738 nucleotides long. Its product is annotated as zinc finger MYM-type protein 1-like. Bases 1 to 738 code for a protein of 245 amino acids. The transcript has a single exon. NCBI's taxonomy places the organism in Eukaryota, Viridiplantae, Streptophyta, Magnoliopsida, Sapindales, Anacardiaceae. The record is from RefSeq and is a predicted model, not a curated record.
AUGACGGCCCCCAACAUCCAAAGGGAAUUAACUAGUGUUUGUACUCAUUUGACGACCAAGAAAAUUAUUGCAGAAAUUGUGAGAGAUAAACAACCAUUUUCUUUACUAGUUGAUGAAUCACGUGAUGUGGCAGUGAAAGAACAAAUGGCAAUUGUUUUUCGCUAUGUGGACAAAAUAGGUUGUGUUAUUGAACGUUUUAUCGGGGUUGUGCAUGUUAAGAAUACUUCUACAAAGUCUUUGAAAAUUGCAAUAGAUGCUUCUUUUGUAAAGCAUGGAUUGAGUUUGACAAGUUUACAGGGGCAAGGUUACGAUGGAGCAAGCAAUAUGAGAGGUGAGUUCAAUGGUUUGAAGACUUUGAUAUUGAGAGAAAAUAAAUCAGCUUUCUACAUUCAUUGUUUUUCUCAUCAACUCCAACUGGCGCUAGUCAAAGUUGUAAGUAACCAUUCGGCAUUGGGUGAAUUUUUUCAAUCUCUUUCUAUGUUAUCAAACACUAUAGCGGCAUCUUGUAAGUGCAGAGAUCUUCUACAUGCUAAACAAUAUGAAAAUGUGAUAUCUUUGAUUUCUAAUGGUGAUCUUCAUAUGGGACAAGGUUUGAAUCAAGAAUGCACUAUUAAACGACCCGGAGAUACACAUUGGGGUUCACACAUAGGGACAAUUCAUAGUGUCAUAAAUUUAUUUUCUUCUGUUGUUGAUGUGCUUAGGGUGGUUGAGAUUGAAGAAGACAAUUGGCAAAACUAA